Molecule: messenger RNA, 3517 nt
Organism: Elephantulus edwardii (Cape elephant shrew)
Lineage: Eukaryota; Metazoa; Chordata; Mammalia; Macroscelidea; Macroscelididae
Gene: STK11IP
Product: serine/threonine kinase 11 interacting protein
Exons: 27
Coding region: 20-3517 (1165 amino acids)
Biological process (GO): intracellular protein localization
Cellular component (GO): cytoplasm
Source: RefSeq, a predicted model, not a curated record
CCCCCAGCGUCCCGUAGCCAUGACGACGGCCCUGCAGGAUUCCCUGGUGUGGAAGCUGGCGGGGCUGCUGCGGCAGUCCGGGGACGUGGUCCUGUCCGGCUGCAGCACUCUGAGCCUGCUGACUGUCACCCUGCAGCAGCUGAACCGCGUGUUUGAGCUGCACUUGGGGCCAUGGAGUCCCGGACAGACAGGCUUCGUGGCUCUGCCCUCUCACCCCGCAGACUCCCCCAUCAUUCUCCAGCUUCAGUUCCUCUUCGAUGUGCUACAGAAAACACUUUCACUCAAGUUGGUCCAUGUCCCUGGUCCUGGACCCCCAGGACCCAUCAAGAUUUUUCCUUUCAAGUCCCUGCGGCAUCUGGAGCUCCAGGGUGUCCCCCUCCACUGCCUGCGUGGCCUCCGUGGCAUCUACUCCCAGCUGGAGACCCUGAUUUGCAGCCGGAGCAUCCAGGCAUUGGAGGAGCUCCUCUCGGCCUGUGGUGGUGACCUCUGCUCUGCCCUCCCGUGGCUGGCUCUGCUCUCUGCCAACUUCAGCUACAACUCCCUGGCUGCCUUAGACAACUCCCUGCAUCUCUUGUCAGCUGUGCGUGUCUUGAACCUGAGUCACAAUCAAGUCCAGGCUUGUGAGGACUUUCUGAUGGACCUAUCUGAGCUCUGCCAUCUGGACAUCUCCUAUAACUACCUGCACUUGGUACCCAGAUUGGGAGCCUCAGGGGCAGCGCUGAGGACCCUGAUACUGCGAGGCAAUGAGCUCCGGAGCCUGCUCGGUGUUGAGCAGCUGCGGAACCUGCGGCAUCUGGACGUGGCCUACAACCUGCUGGAGGGGCACCAGGACCUGUCACCACUCUGGCUGCUGGCCGAGCUCCGGAAGCUCUACCUGGAGGGGAACCCUCUGUCGUUCCACCCUGCUCACAGAGUGGCCACUGCGCAGUCCUUGUCACCCCGAGCCAGGGACGCGGUACCCGGGUUCCUCCUCGAUGGUGAGAUCCUAUCACUCACUGAUUUUCAGGCCUCCACCUCUUCAGGGCUUUGCUCUGAGGCACCCCCUGUUCCCUGGCCCAUUGGGAGUACCCCUGAGACUUCAGGUGGUGCCGACUUGAGUGACAGCCCUUCUUCUGGGGGUGUUAUGGCCCGACCCUUGCUUCGGAAGGUCAAGAGCCGAGUCCGCGUGAGGCGGGCCAGCAUCUCGGAGCCCAGUGAUACGGAUCCAGAACCCCGGACUCGGGACCCCUCCCCAUCUGGCUGGUUUGAACAGCAGCAUCGGGAACUGGAACUCAUGAAUAGCUUCCGGGAGCGGUUUGGCUGUGACUGGCUGCAGUAUAAGAGUCACUUGGAGACCUCUGAGAACCCCCCUGUGGCCACCCCCGAGACGUCUGACCUCAGCCCACUGCCCCUAGAUGCCCCAGACCAGGAGCUUCCUCCUGGCCCUCCAUCUCCAAAGAAAAAAGCCAGCGACUCUGGGGAGUCACCCCAGGAAACGGCAGCAGAGGUCAGGGAGGGGCCGGAGCCCCAGGAGGACCUGGAAGAAGAGGAUGAGAAAGAGGAGGAGCAGGGACAGAACGAAGUGGAAGGGGAGCUGUGUCGCCCUAUGUUGGUAUGUCCCCUGGAGGGGUCCAAGGGUGUCCGCGGCAGGGAACGCUUCCUCCGGGUCACCUCAACCCACCUGUUCGAGGUGGAACUCCAGGCCGCUCGGACCCUGGAACGACUGGAGCUUCAGAGUCUGGAGGCAGCGGAGGUGGAGUCUGAGAGCCAAGGCCUGAGGGAACCAGCAGAUGGCGACUCAGACCCACCUGUUCUCGUGCUGCGUUUCUCCUACAUCUGUCCCAACCGGCAGAUACGCCGCUAUGUGGUCCUGGAGCCUGAUGCCCACGCAGCCGUCCAGGAGCUGCUUGCUGUAUUGACGCCAGUCCCAACCAUUGCUUUGUGUCCUGUUGGAGACUCAGAAGGGCCCCCGGGAGCCAGACUGCAGUGUCUGCGUUGUGGCCAUGAGUUCAAGCCAGAGGAGAGCAGUGUGGGACUGGACGGUGAGGAUGGCUGGAGGCCCCUACUCCAGAAGACGGAUUCCCCUGCUGUGUGUCCCUCCUGUGGUAGUGAUCAUGUGGUCCUCCUGACUGUGACUCCCGCCGGGGAGAGAAGACAGGAAGGGCAGUCCCCAGCUCGCUCUCUUUCGUCCAGCCCUGUGUGUGACUCCUCUGGCCACAGCAACCCCCACAGCAGGGCUGACAGUGUCCCCUCUCAGACGCCAGUCUCCCAGGACCUCGGCAGCUGGAACCUCAGUCCACCCCCUGACCGCUGCGGCCUCCGCGCGGUGGACCACCGGCUGCGGCUCUUCCUGGACGUGGAGGUGUUUGCCGACGCCCAGGAGGAGUUCCAGUGCUGCCUCAAGGUGCCACUGGUUCUGGCAGGCCAUGCAGGGGAGAUGUUGUGCCUCGUGGUGGUGUCUGACCGCAGGCUUUAUGUGUUGAAGGUGACAGAGGAGAUCCGGGGACCUCCUGCUGGCUGGCUCCAGCCGACUCUGGCCGUCCCCCUGCAGGAUCUGAGCAGCAUUGAGCUGGGCCUGGCUGGGCAGAGCUUGCGGUUAGAAUGGGCAGCUGGAGGGGCCAGCUGUGUCCUACUGCCCCGAGAUGCCAAUCAGUGCCAGACCUUCCUGGGGGAGCUGACAGAUGCUGUGCAGUCCCUGCCCCCCUCCUGGAGGAGCUGUGUUCGCACCACGGAGGAGGUGGUGACGCCAGCGCACCGGCUCUGGCCACUGCUGGGUAUGGACUCCUCCUUGGAGUCUCUCCGUUUCUUCUAUCUUCGAGUGUUCCUGAUAGAAGGCCCCUCGACAUGCCCUGUGUCCUUGCUGCUCACGCUGUCCACCCUGUACCUGCUAGAUGAAGACCCUGUGGGGUCCCCUGCAGAGCCCCCUCCUCCAGCAGCAUCCGGCGGAGGGUCGGAGAAGGCCCCUCCCGUGGGACCAGGCCCUGGCGUGGGUGUCCGGGAGCAGCAGCCCGUCAGCAGCCUGAGCUCAGUGCUGCUCUACCGCACAGCCCCGCGGCACCUGCGACUCGUCUUCUAUGACGAGGUGUCUCGACAGGAAAGCUUCUGGACGCUGCGUGUGGUGUGUCCGGAGCAGCUGACGGCGCUGCUGGCCUGGAUCCGGGAGCCCUGGGAGGAGUUGUUUUCUAUCGGGCUCCGGACCGUGACCCACGAGGCCCUGGACUCUGACCGGAGGCAUCAGCGUGAGUGCUGGGGAAGUCGUGUUGGGGACUCGGUGUGUGUCCUGGGGGCCUGGACUCAUGGCAGCUCUCAGGGAAACUUUCCUGCCAGGCGCUGUGCCGGGUCCCUGCUGGUGGCUGCUGCGUACAGCUGUGUGGCUGUUGGCACACGGCUGGGCGAGGCCUUGGUGCCCUUGCCCUCCCUGCAGAACAGCCUCCUGCCCUGGUCUGGGGCCUGCUCAGUUUUUGAGAUGGUGGGCUGGUACUGCUGGCUGAGGAAAGCGGUCAAGGGCAGUGCCAUUUCCCGCUCCACAGCGGUCUGA